GGCUCCUCCCCUUUAAAAGGAGCCGGGGCGGGGCCGCGCUUGCUGCAGGAACCUGCCCUUUAACAGCGCUCUCUUCUUUCCUCGCUGGUGCCGCUGCCGAAAGCCAGCUCGCCAGUCCCCGCCGGCCCCUGGAGGAGCCUCGGCCUCGCCAUGGUGUCCUGGAUCAUCUCCCGGCUGGUGGUGCUGGUUUUCGGCACCUUGUACCCAGCAUACUCCUCUUACAAAGCUGUGAAGACGAAAAAUGUGAAGGAAUAUGUCAAAUGGAUGAUGUAUUGGAUUGUGUUUGCUUUCUUCACCACAGCAGAGACACUCACAGACAUCAUUCUCUCUUGGUUUCCCUUUUAUUUCGAGCUGAAAAUCGCAUUUGUGAUCUGGCUGCUCUCUCCUUACACCAAGGGCUCCAGCGUGCUCUACAGGAAGUUUGUUCACCCAACGCUCUCCAAUAAGGAGAAGGAAAUCGAUGAGUAUAUCAGCCAGGCCCGUGACAAGAGUUAUGAAACUAUGAUGCGAGUUGGCAAGCGAGGAUUAAAUUUGGCAGCCAAUGCAGCAGUUACUGCAGCUGCAAAGGGCCAAGGAGUUUUGUCUGAAAAACUACGGAGUUUCAGCAUGCAGGACUUGACUUUGAUCCGGGAUGAUGACACUGUGCAUUUACGGAGCCCUGAGCCACGCAUGCGUACUUCUGCUACUGGUCAUCUCGAAACUGUUGAUGAUUCAGGUGCAUCCUGUUAUUCCUCAUCAGAAGAGAUGACUCUGUCUCAAAGACAUAAUGGGGCCCAGUCUGAUGCCAGAACAGACCCAUCAGAUGAUGAUACAGGAGACAAAGUUCCCAAACGGACCCAGAGCCUUAAAGCUCCUAAAAAAGUGACAAAGACUGAGCCCCCACAAAAGACUGUCAAAGCCCGUCCCAAGAAGAAAGUUACAGGUUCCAGUGCUGCUGGCGAGUCAGCCUAAGGACAUCCCAGCCUGUCUGUCCUAGGGCUCUUCAGACACUUUGAUAAGCACUCUCCAAGGAAAAGGAGCUGAGAUCAUGUACAUAACAGCUACUGCUUUGUAGAGCUCAUUCCAAGGCAAGAGGGUGACUGAAAUUUGGCACACAGAUUGGAGGAUGGCCAUCCUCAGGAAUUAUUUACACUUCAUCUAUGUGAUGGAGAGAAUGCUAAUCUGUCUGUACAUAGCCUGUUGUUUUGGGAUUCCCUCUCUGUGUGUAACCCUAAUAGGGAAACUCUUUGCUGGAACAGCUCUUCAAUUAGGGUUAGAGCCAUCUUUGACAGAGAGGGUAGAAGAUAAAAAAAAUCAAGACGGGUGCCACUGAAAUUCUAAUUGGAGGUGGGGAGCUCCCCAAUAAUAUUUCAGCAUUUCACUGGUUGUCAUGCUGUAGCUGCUGUGGGGAAUUGUUAGAAAGUGCCUGGAGCAAAGUGACUGGUACUGAGGAAAAGUGUUAUCUAAACUCAUUUGGGCAGAAGCAAGAGACAGAAGUGUAUGUUUGCUUGGUGCUUUGCUACAUGGGCAACUGCUUGCCUGUGAGAUUGGGUAAAGUAGUGUUUUUUGCAGGGAGUCUCCAGAUGUUUGGGAGAGGGGUGGAAGGUGAGAAUGCAAGCGGCUGGCUUCUUUACCACUAUCUGGUGCCUAUUUCUAAGCAGCCUCUUUUGCUUGGUUGGAAGCGUUUUAACUCUGCUCAUGGUAGAUGUUGCGAUGGUAGAACUAUUUGCAUGGUUUUUUUCAAGUAGAAUAAGGCUGGGAGGAAGGGGACGAAGCUAAGAGGACCACAGUUGGCGCAGGGGGUGUGAGGAUGCCUCGGCACAAAUCAGUCUCUCCAAAGAGUUGAAAUCCUGAAUAGCCACUGUCAAAGAACCAAACACUUUGGCCCCCUGCUUCAGAGUUGCCUUUAUAUUUUACAGGUCAGUCUGUUUUCUGUAAGAAUUGUUUGGAAAAGGCAUGUGUAUGGAAGAAGCUGGAGGAAAUAUGGAUGGUACCUUAAGUUUCUGCUGUGUUCUUAAUUAUGCUUUAUUUGCACUGGGAAUAUAAGGUUGGAGCUCGAUCAGUGUAGCCUGAUAAAUAGGCAAAAAGUAGCAACCCUUUUUUGGAGCUUUUCUGGCAUUUUGUAAUGAGGUAAGUAAGUGAUGGGACAUUCCUAAAUGAUUCUAUGGGUGGAUAAGGGAUAACGUUACUUGGCUCUCAGGAACUACUCAUUUCUGCCACCACUGACUUCCAUCAUUCCCUGUUAACUCUGGUUACUUUUUAGGGACAAUAUUAUGCAGUUUUUGAGGCAAUCAUAGAAUUGUAGCAUUGG
Molecule: messenger RNA, 2290 nt
Organism: Lacerta agilis (Sand lizard)
Lineage: Eukaryota; Metazoa; Chordata; Lepidosauria; Squamata; Lacertidae
Gene: REEP2
Product: receptor accessory protein 2
Exons: 8
Coding region: 151-951 (266 amino acids)
Biological process (GO): endoplasmic reticulum tubular network organization
Cellular component (GO): endoplasmic reticulum tubular network; cytoplasmic microtubule; endoplasmic reticulum membrane
Molecular function (GO): taste receptor binding; microtubule binding
Source: RefSeq, a predicted model, not a curated record